GCGUGUGCGCGUGUAGUGUGUGUGUAGCGUGUACUGUGCGUGCGCGUGCAUCGCCCUGCACGCGGGCAUGCGCAGUGAGUAAUACGGACUGUCGUGGUGAAACGUUAUGCAAAUGUUUCGUCAUUUAGCAGCGAGAUGACACACGUAUAGUGGGAGAUACAUAGGGGCCUGCAUACUGAUCAGAAGUAGAUAAUAGGGAAUUAUCUACUUAUUAUUAUCUUAUUAUCUACUUCUGAUACCGAUACAUAUGUAUAUAUGUGUGUCUGUCUGUCUGCGCUACGCGAGGCAUCGGCCACGGUAAUAUGCGUGCUAGCUGGUCAGACGUCUCUUCUGCAUCCUAUUGACGGCUGGUGUCAAGGCAGUGACACUCAUUUUAUCGAUUAAUACUUGGGAUCAAGCUGAAUGACCGAUCUAGGCGAGAUAGGCCUAUAUCAGCGCUGAUGCUGUUCCCGCAGCCACGAGGGAGCGACCGAUGCAAACUGCUUGCCACACGCCGAUUACAUAUAAUAUACACACAUAUAUACGUAUAUGUAUAUAUAGAUAUGUGUGUGUGUUAAAUAAAUAAAUAUAUAUUAUAUAAUAUCAAUAUAUUGUGCGAGGGUUGAACGUCGUCCGCCGGCGACGACGGCACAUACCCGAACAUGGCAGCAGCCGACGACGAGCUGCCGACGAUGACGGCGACCGUCGACCUAUCCCGCUCCUUCCUGUCGGAGCUGCCCGACGUCGGCACGAUGCUGCGGCACUGCGAUCCGCCGCUGCCGGCCGACGACACAGCAGCGGCGCGUCGUCGCGUCACGCGACUGCAGGCCGACCACAACAGCAUACAGACGCUGCCGACGUGCGUCGUCGACGCGUUCGCGAAUCUCAGCGUGCUCGACGUCAGCGACAAUCGGCUGACGCACAUCGGUGACGAGCUGCUGCGGCUCGAGCGGCUAGAGGUGCUCCUCGCGAAGAACAACCUGCUCGAGACGACCUCGCUGCCGAAGGACUUCGGCCGCAUGGCGUCGCUAAAGACGCUCAACCUCGGCGGAAACUGCUUCCAGGAUCUGCCGCCGCAGGUGACGGAGAUGGCGAAUCUGACGCGGCUCUUCCUCGGCAACAAUCAGAUCCGGGAGCUGCCAGUCGAGAUAGGAAAUAUGACUAGUCUGGAGGUGCUAUAUCUGGGUGGCAAUUAUCUGAGCGAGAUACCUGCCACUGUUGGCUACCUAAGUUGCCUGACUGCUCUCAUCUUGUGCGACAACCAGCUGCACAGUCUUCCAAGCACCGUCUGCCAUCUCAGUCAACUACAGUCCCUUAGUCUCCAUGACAACCGUCUAACGACCUUGCCGCCGGAGCUUACAAAACUCAACCUUCUCGAUUUGUCUCUAAGAAACAAUCCACUGGUCGUGAAGUUUGUUCAGGAUAUGGUCUAUGAGCCACCCACUCUACUCGAGCUGGCCGCUAGACGUAUCAAAAUAAAAAACAUUCAAUACAGCAGGAAGGAUCUACCGCAAACACUCGUCGCUUAUCUCUCCACCGCAAAGAGAUGCGUGAAUCCAAAAUGCAAAGGUGUCUACUUCGACUCACACAUCAAACAGGUGAAUUUCGUUGACUUCUGUGGCAAAUACCGGCUACCGCUCUUAGAAUACCUGUGUCUGCCUACGUGCAAUUCUCACCCGGUGGUGUUAAGCAGCACAGAUGAGGACAGCGACGGUGAUGAUGACGCUGCCGCACGAUCUAGUGCUGAUCGUAUUAAGAAAGUCCUACUUAGUGAAUCUAAGCCAUGUCCGAGUCACAGAUAUCAAGAAAACUAGCUCACCUCUAAUAACGGUAGACAGCGCACGCAUAUAUAUAUAUAUACACGCACACGUAUACACGCGCGAUUAUAUCUGUUCUGUGAACACACGCGCGUAC
This is a messenger RNA of Priapulus caudatus, 1893 nucleotides long. RefSeq names its product leucine-rich repeat-containing protein 58-like. Gene Ontology annotation, molecular function: protein binding. The record is from RefSeq and is a predicted model, not a curated record. Bases 642 to 1793 code for a protein of 383 amino acids. NCBI's taxonomy places the organism in Eukaryota, Metazoa, Priapulida, Priapulimorpha, Priapulimorphida, Priapulidae. The transcript is spliced from 5 exons.